UACCAUUCAAAAUACGAGAGAAAAAUUUUUGGCAAUUCUCUCAAAUUUGGCGUGAUUUCUCACAAACAUAGAUUGUAUGAACAGUAAUAUUUAAGUUCCUUCUGCUUUCAUAAUAUACAGCUAUGGCUUCAUAUGAAAUUAAAAAGAGGAUGUAUAUAAAUGACGCAGCAAGAAUUGACGGAAGAGUUGUCAUUGUAACUGGAUGCAAUACUGGAAUUGGAAAAGCAACAGUUCAUGAAUUGGCUGAAAGAGGAGGUAAAAUCUAUAUGGCAUCUCGUAAUGAAGAAGCAACAUUACAAGCAUUGAAUAAAAUCAAAGAAUCUACCAAAAAUGAACAGCUUUACUUCCUCAAACUUGAUCUUGCUUCAUUGGAUUCAGUCAGAGAUUUUUCACCUUUUAAUAGAACUACUGAUGGAUUUGAGUUGAAUUUUGGAGUCAAUCAUUUGGGACAUUUUCUGCUUACAAACUUGUUGCUUGAUUCUUUGAAAGCUGGAGCCCCGAGCCGCAUCAUUAUUGUCUCAUCAGCUUUACAUAAAUAUGCAAAUAUCAACAGAGAUGACAUCAACUGUGAACGUGACUUUCCUGGAACUUUCAAAGCUUAUGAAAAUAGCAAACUCUGCAAUAUUUUAUUCAUGCGAGAGCUUUCAAAACGAUUAGAAGGAACUGGUGUUGUUUGCAAUGCAUUAUCUCCAUUUUUGAGUGACACUGAUGCUACUCGAUACUUAAAUUCCAUCCAAAGAUUCUUCUUUGAUAUUUUGAAAAAGUCAUUUUUUUACAAUUCACCAGAAAUUGGAUGUCAACCGAUUGUUAUGCUUGCUGUUGAGCCAUCGCUCUCUGAUGUCACUGGAAAAUAUUAUGUUCAAUUUAAAGUCAAGGAACCGACUUUAAGGAAACAAAAUUAUGAGUCUUGGUUGUGGGAAAAAAGUGAGGAAAUGACGAAGGUUUUUGGAAAAUAA
Messenger RNA from Chironomus riparius, 956 nucleotides. NCBI's taxonomy places the organism in Eukaryota, Metazoa, Arthropoda, Insecta, Diptera, Chironomidae. The record is from the annotation of a GenBank genome assembly.